AUGCCCUCCCUGUCUCAACCUCGCAAGAUCGCUGAUGUGCUCGUCGGUCCUUUGGGAUACGGUCAGUCCCCGCGUCCCCUCACGUCAUGCCAUGUUCCCAAGCUCCGUCAUCGUCAGCCAUCUUCACUCAACUCAGUCGCACUGCAACUGACCUUGUUCUUUCUCCCACUCUAAUCAUCCUACACAACCUACUUCAUUAUCCCCUCAUGAUCCUCUCCAACUCCUUCGCAGGCGCAAUGAACAUGACGUGGAAACCCGAGGCUCAACACACCCCGGACGAGCAAGCGUUCGAGACGUUGAAGACCGCGAUCGAUGCCGUUCCCAAAGAGGCCAAGGCAUUCAUCAACUGUGAGCAUUUCUGUUUUCAGAUUGCACAUCGAGCAGCAACGCUUACCUCUGUGCUGAUCUGUUUUUUUUUUUCGCAGCCGGAGAAUUUUACGGACAACCGAAGAGGGAGUUGAACCUCGAACUGCUGGCAAGUCGGUACCUCCUUCUACGAGGGGCUUCAAGAAACACCAAGUCUUACCCUCUAUCGUUAUAACCAGGCCCGCUUCUUCAAGAAAUUCCCCGAUUAUUCGGACCGAGUCUUUCUCUCGGUCAAGGCCGGUAUGACGCUUGAGAUGAAACCCGACUCGAGCCUCGAGGCGCUUCGUGAAAAGUGAGCUCUCAUUUGAGUCAUCCCUCAGCUCACCUGAUUCUGCGGACUUGAGGGGACUAAACUAUCCCGAAUUUUGGGUUUGAUUAGCUGCAAGAACAUCAACAAGCACCUCGGUGGUCGCAAGAUGGACUUGUUCGAGCCGGCUCGUGUAGACACCACCCGACCGAUCGAGGAGGUCAGUGUUUGUCGAGGAUGAAGUUUUCAAAGAAGUCGUGAUGUGGUUCCCUAAGCUGACACAUCCCACCCCCCACCACAGACGAUGGAAAGUCUCAAGACGCUUCAAAAAGAAGGCCACUUUGCUUACAUCGGUCUAUCCGAGACCGCUCCGGCAACCCUCCGUCGCGCCGCCAAAGUCGGCCCCGUCGCAGCCGUCGAAGUCGAAUACUCCCCCUGGUCGACCCAAGACAUCGAAGGUCCCGACGGCAUCAUCGAAAGCUGUCGCGAACUAGGCAUCGCCAUGAUCGCUUAUUCACCCCUUGGUCGAGGCUUCAUCACCGGAACGAUCAAGAGUCGUGCGGAUCUCCCCGAAGGGGAUUCGAGAUUACAUCUGGAUCGUUUCUCGGAGGAGAACUUUGAAGGGAAUUUAAAGUUGGUGGAAAAGUUGGACAAGAUCGCGAAGGAGAAGGAGUGUACGGUCACGCAGUUGGCGUUGGCGUGGAACUUGAGUCAGGCCGACUUUAUUGUGCCUAUUCCGGGAUCGGUGAGUUGGAGGCGUGCUUCAGGAUGGAAAGAGUUGACAGGGGCCACUAGGAAACUCAAGCUCGUGAUCUGUCAUUAUCACAGACCCGACCCGAAGGCGUCAAAGAAGGUCUCGGAGCCCUCCAAGUCGACCUGAACUCACAAGACCUCGAUGCGAUUCGUGAAGUCGUCGAUAGCGUCACCAUCGUUGGAGGUCGCUACAACAAGCACAUCGAUGCUCAUUCAAUGAAGUAG
Messenger RNA from Microbotryum saponariae, 1591 nucleotides. The record is from the annotation of a GenBank genome assembly. Lineage: Eukaryota; Fungi; Basidiomycota; Microbotryomycetes; Microbotryales; Microbotryaceae.